AUGACCAGCGAUAAUUUUAAUUUGAAACCAGUUUCUAUGCCAAACAAAAAUUCUGCGGCGCAGCCGAACGCCGAAGACUGCACAGAUCCAAGCAAGCAGAAGAAGUGGCGCGAGAGUCGGGAGACCCUGAGUCACGCCAGCCAUGGCGAACUAAACCGAGUGAACACCGUGGCAGCAACAUUCAGCGGCAAGUGGACCUCGGAGGCUUCAUCCACACUACAGUUGUCUGCACCUCGUGGACGUAGCUAUGCCACAACAUAUGAACAAUAUGCCGCCUUUCCAAGACGCCGCAGCUCCUCGCCAGCGGGAGAGAUGCAGUCUCGCGCUGUCGAUACUAGCGCCGAUUUCGAAGUGCUUGAGGGGCAGCCCCGCGGCACGCUCGUUGGUUUUAUACCGACAAAGCCCAAAUUCACCUACCGAUUUAAUGAGCCUCCGCGAGAGUUUACACUGGACCAGAUAACGGGCGAAGUUAAGACAAAUGUUGUGCUAGAUCGUGAGGGUAUGCGAAGCCAUUAUGACCUUGUGGUACUCUCAUCGCAGCCCACGUAUCCAAUAGAAGUGCGCAUAAAAGUGCUCGAUAUCAAUGAUAAUGCACCCGAGUUUCCUGAGCCAAGUAUUGCCGUCUCUUUUUCGGAAAGCGCAGUGGCCGGAACUCGCCUGUUGCUUGAUGCAGCGACAGAUGCUGAUAUCGGCGACAAUGGAGUUACCGAUCAUUAUGAGAUUGUGGCGGGCAAUUUGGAUAAUAAAUUUCGAUUAGUCACCACAACGAAUCCCAGCGGCGAUACGUCCUACUUGCACUUGGAGACGACCGGCAACUUGGAUCGCGAAUCACGCGGAAGCUACCAACUAAAUAUUUCGGCCAGCGAUGGUGGCUCUCCACCUCGACUGGGGUUUCUCCAAGUAAACGUCACAAUACUGGACGUUAACGACAACCCACCGAUUUUCGACCACAGCGACUACAGCGUAACGUUAAACGAAACUGUUAUGCCCGGUUCGCCAGUUCUUCAGGUCAUGGCAUCGGAUAACGAUUUGGGCGACAAUAGCAAGCUCACCUACUACUUGGCCGAGACGGAACAUCAGUUCACGGUCGAUCCCGAGACGGGCGUCAUUUCUACCACUGUGCGCCUAAAUUGCCCACAGCAAACGAGUCAGCAGCCCCGAGAGCCCACAGGCAAGGGUCACAUCCAAAAGAGCUGCGUCUUCACGGUUUUUGCCCGCGAUCAUGGCUCUCCCCGUCAGGAUGGGCGUACCUAUGUUACUGUGAAUCUGUUGGAUACCAACGAUCAUGAUCCUAUUAUACGCUUUCAGUACUUUCCACCAACUGGCCGCGUUGCCACCGUGGAUGAGAACGCCAGCAACGGAACAGUGGUUGCUGCCGUGUCAGUGAUUGACUCGGACGAUGGUCUCAACGGAGAGACAACAACUCGCAUAGUUUCUGGCAACGAACUGCAUCAUUUUCGAUUGGAAAAGACUCCACUAUUUCACAUUGUCCGUGUCAAUGGAGUACUCGAUCGUGAGGAGAUUAGCAAAUACAAUUUGACUGUUGUGGCUAUAGACAAAGGAACGCCAGAGCGAAAGGCGAUAGCAUAUCUUAUUAUUAAUGUAAAUGACGUCAACGAUCAUGAGCCCGUGUUCGAGAAGUCCGAAUACACGGCUGUGCUUAGUGAACUAGCGCCAACGGGCACCUUCGUGGCCUCGAUCGCUGCCACAGAUGAGGAUACGGGCGUCAAUGCGCAGGUGUUCUAUGAAAUCCUUACGGGAAACGAGCUCAAGUGGUUUAACAUCGAUACGACGACGGGCCUUAUAGUGACAACAGGUCCACUAGACAGGGAGGUUCAAGCCAGCGUAGAACUAAGCAUAUCAGCACGUGAUGGCGGGCCCAAUCCCAAGUUCGCUUACACUCAACUAAAGGUCACCAUCUUGGACGAAAACGACGAGGCACCACACUUCGGACAAAAAGAACUCAACGUAAGCCUCAGCGAGGGCGUAAGUCCCCCGACAAUAGUCGCAUUGCUGUCUGCCACAGACAACGACCAGGGAACGAACGGAUCGGUUACAUUUUCCUUAGCGCCCAGUGUGGAACGCCUGUACCCACAACAAUUUGCUAUUGACUCCAUAACGGGCCAAUUAAUGACGCGCAAAGCUCUCGAUCGUGAGACAAUGGCGAAUUAUGAAAUUUUUGUGAUCGCGCGCGAUCAAGGCGCACCGGCACCACAGUCGGCCACAGCUACUGUUUACCUCAGCAUUUCAGAUAUAAACGAUAAUAGUCCAGAGUUUUAUCCAAAGAAUUACAUCUACACACUGAAGGACCGCGAGGCUGAUGUCGCACCGAACAGCAUGCGAACUCUGCUCAAUGUCACGGCCACUGAUCGCGACGAGGGCGAUAACGCCUUAAUUACAUACAACCUAGAAUCUGGUGGCGACAAAGUUUUCCACGUUGACUCUCGCACGGGUGCUGUCAUAUUUACGUUACGUGGCGAUGAUGCUCUUAAACAACUGAAAAAACCCUAUUACAAGCUGCGCAUCUCUGCCCGAGACUCUGGUGAACAACGCAGCUCGCAGGAUGCCGUUGUGGAAAUUAUAAUGGAAUCUAAAUCAACUACGCUCGACUUUGACGCUUAUAAUGGAUAUGAUUUUCAAGUUGUUGAGGAUCCUGAUCAAAAGAUGGCAAAACUGGGUCGCGAUGUUGGCCGGGUGCAAGUAAAGCGGCAACCGAUCUUUGCAGAUGCAGCCAUCGAGUAUGUUAUCAUUUAUGGUGACAGAGCCGAAUAUUUUGCAAUUGACCAACACAGCGGCCGCAUCACAACUGCACGCCGUAUUGAUCGAGAAGCACAGGCACAAUAUCAGUUAGUUGUCAUGGCGCGCAGCGUAAAUGGGUCUAGCUCCAUGUCUGGAUUUGCCUAUGGCAAGUGCAAUGUUCACAUAACGAUUCUUGAUUUGAAUGAUAAUGCACCCAAUUUCGCUCAAGAUCGUGACACAGAAGCUUCAAUUUGGUUGCCGGAGGAUACCGCUGUGGGGCAAGAAAUUUAUUUGUCCCGUGCCCGCGACCGUGACGCUGGUGUCAACAGUCGCAUUCGCUAUAAUUUCACCUACAACCCGGAUCAACAGUUUCGCAUUAAUCCUGCCACAGGUGUAGUCUACUUGCAGAAGCCAGUACGUGCUGAUCCUGGCACAGUUUUUUAUGUGGAGAUAAUUGCUACAGAUGGGGGUACGCCAUCGCUAAGCAGUCGACUUAGUCUCCCCGUACAUAUUGCCGACGUAAAUGAUCACACUCCUGUAUUUGAUCACACAUCCUAUGAAACUUCGCUCUUGGAGACCACCAAGGUGAACACACGCUUUUUCGCGCUAGCUGCCUCGGACAGUGAUCUUGGGCCCAACGGACGUAUAUCAUAUGAGAUAAUAGAUGGAAAUUCUGACCGUAAAUUUGGAGUCUUCCCUGAUGGCUUCUUGUUUGUCCGCGCGCCUCUCGAUCGCGAGGAACGCGACUAUUAUGCACUUACAAUUUCUUGUAGCGAUGCCGGCACACCAUCCCGGUCGUCGGUGGUACCAGUCGUCAUUCAUGUUAUAGAUGAGAACGACAAUCCACCACAGUUCACAAAUGGUACAUUCACUUUUAAUAUCCCAGAGAACGCCCCAGCAAAUACAUUUGUCGGAAAGUUAACUGCGGUGGAUCGAGAUAUUGGACGAAAUGCAGAAUUAAGUUUCAGUGUCCUCUCGCAGUCACAGGACUUUAAGAUUGAUACGCACAAUGGCUUUAUCAAGACCCUUCGACCUUUCGAUCGGGAGGCUCUGGUGCGAAGCACAGGCAAUAGUGCCAGCCUCGGCGACGAGGAACGAAAUAUCAGUAGCGGUGGCUCCAAUUAUAUACUGCUGGAGGCUAUUGUCACAGACAAUGGCAUUCCGCCACUGCACGACAAGGUCAAGGUCAAAGUAAUUAUCACUGAUGUCAACGAUAAUGCUCCGGAGUUCUUACGUACACCAUACCAAGUAACUAUCUCCGAAGAUGCCCCUGAGGGAACACAUAUUAUGCACAUUUUUACCAAGGAUGCAGAUGAAGGUCUUAAUGGAGACGUAUAUUAUACACUGGUUGCAGGGAAUGAAGCCAACCUUUUCGGCUUAGAUAGCGCCACAGGUCUGCUAACCCUUGCACAUAGAUUGGACCGGGAAUCACAAGAAAUUCAUCGCCUUACUGUAGUCGCACGGGACGCAGCAAUAAAAAAUUCUCUAACUUCCAGCGUCAACAUUACCAUCACAGUGCUGGACGACAAUGACAAUGCGCCGGAGUUCACACAAUCGAGCAGCGAAAUUUCUGUGUUGGAAACUAGUCCCAGUGGAACAGAACUUAUGCGGUUCCGGGCCAGCGAUGCAGAUCAAGGCAUGAAUAGCCAAGUGGUAUUUAGCAUAACGGCAGGCAACCGCAGGGACACAUUCCACAUUGACAGCGUUAGUGGUAGCCUUUACCUACACAAGCCGUUGGACUAUGAGGAUAUUACCAAUUAUACGUUAAACAUAACAGCUUCAGACUGCGGUAUUCCGCCGCUUUCCACCACGGUCUUAUACAACGUCAUUGUGGUGGAUGAUAACGACAAUCCACCCAUAUUUCCAAGCACGGCAAUUGUGCGUCAAAUUAAGGAGGGUAUCGCACUCAAGACGCCAAUUGUCACAGUCACUGCAGAUGAUCCUGAUUCCGGCCUGAAUGGUAAGGUAACGUACGUUAUCAGCAGACAGGAGCCGGAAACGGCCGGUGGACGUCACUUUGGCAUUAACACACAGACGGGCGUUAUAUAUACGCUGCGUGAGAUUGACCGAGAGUCCAUUGAUAACUUUCGGUUGACUGUAGUAGCCACGGAUCAGGCACAACCCUCAGAUCGCCAGCUGGCCACCGAGAAGCUGGUCACAGUCAUUGUAGAAGAUGUUAACGACAACGCGCCAAUCUUCGUUUCAAUGAAUGCAGCAAUUUUGCCAACAUUGCUGAACGGCUCGAUUCCACCGGGGAGUAUAGGUGGUCAUGUGAUGCAGGUGUUGGCCCGCGAUGCAGAUUCGUCGAGCAACGGCCUGGUCACAUAUGAAUUUGCCGGGGGCCAGCAAGAACUUUUCCAUCUGCAACGUAACACAGGAGUUAUCACACUUGGUAGUCAAGGGAGUCAGCCCCAAACUAAGCCCAACGUGCGUUACCAAUUGACCUUAAGGGCCACGGACGAAGCAAGUGGCGAGCGGAAGAGCACUGAAACCUAUAUCACAAUAAUAACGCUUGGCACUAGUAAUGGUGAAGGCGAUAGGCCAAUAUUUGAGAAUCACAACGCCCUAUUUGGAUCAGUCUACGAGAAUGAGCCGAUCGGGACGAGUAUACUGACGGUGAGCGCGCAGCUCGAAGGCACUGAGAUCGAGUACUAUGUGACAAAUGUCACGGCCAGUGAGAUGCGUGUCCAAGUUGACCGUCUUUUCGAUAUCGAUGCUAAAUUGGGCAUAUUAUCGACAGCGGUUGAAUUGGACCGUGAAGCUGGCCCUCCCAACUACGAGAUCGAGGUCCAUGCCAUUGCACUGGGCGGAAAGCCUCGGACAGCUCGUACAAAGGUUCAGGUAACUGUGUUGGAUAAAAAUGAUAGUCCCCCGAAAGUUCUCGAUACGCCAUUAAUUUAUACUGUAAGCGAAGAUCUAGAGAUCGGACACACCAUAGCUACAAUUCGAGCCACCGAUCCUGAUCCCGAUAUUAUGAGCAGUAUGGUUUUCACCCUAAUCAAUGGUCAUGAUGGAAGGUUUAUCCUGGAACCAUCAACUGGAAAACUUCAAUUGAGAGACUCUUUGGAUCGUGAAACAAAGGACAAGUACAAUAUGCGCAUCCGAGUGAGCGAUGGGGUGCAGUAUACAGAAACAGAUAUAAUCAUACAGGUGGAUGACACCAACGAUAACCCGCCCGUUUUUGAAGAAUCCGUUUACUCCUUUGACAUACCAGAGAAUGCACCACGUGGAUACCAAGUUGGUGAAAUUGUGGCCAAAGAUGUAGAUUUGGCUCAAAAUGCACAAGUCUCAUAUGCAGUUGUUUCUGAUUGGGCCAACGACGUAUUUAGCUUAAAUCCUCAAACGGGAGCACUAACUUUGACAGCUAAAUUGGAUUACGAGGAUGUGCAGCAUUACAUAUUACUUGUGCAAGCACAGGACAACGGUCAACCUAGUCUUUCAACUACUAUUACAGUAUAUUGUAAUGUACUUGACUUAAACGAUAAUACACCAUUAUUCGAUCCCAUGAGCUAUUCAAGUGAAAUAUUGGAAAAUGUUCCUGUGGGAAAGGAGGUAGUCACCGUGUCCGCCAAGGACAUCGAUUCGGGAAACAAUGGCCUCAUCGAAUUCAGCAUAACAGCCGGGGACGAAGACGGCGACUUUUGGAUCAACAGCAACGGAACGAUAUCCACACGUCGACAACUUGACCGCGAGCAUCGCAGUGCCUAUACUCUGACGGUCACUGCCCGCGACUGCGCCGAUGAAAUGGCCAUUUUCAGUGAGUUGAAGGAAUCGCAGAUGAAACUCAAAUAUCGGUCGCCCCGGCGUUAUUAUAAAAAACAUCAGCAAGAUCAGUUUUUAUCUCAUCAAAAACAAGAACGACUGUCGUCGACCGUGCAGGUAACGAUACUUAUCAAAGACGUCAACGACGAAGCGCCCGUGUUUGUUUCCGCAAAUGAGACGUCGGUGAUGGAGAAUGUGGCCAUCAACACGGUUGUGUUUACAGUGAAAGCCAUUGACAACGACGAGGGACGCAAUGGCUACAUAGACUAUUAUCUUCAAGAUGAGCGCAGAUUAAGUGAUGACAAUGGAUCGGCUGAGCCUCUGCCAUUUACUUUGAACCCAACCGAUGGUAUUUUACGCGUUGCCGAUUUACUGGAUAGAGAGCUCCGAUUAAAUUAUGUUUUGAAUAUAACAGCGCGGGAUCGUGGAGAUCCGCCACUUGCAACGCAAUCCCAGCUAACGAUUAAAAUCCUUGAUGUUAACGACAACAUUCCAGUAUUUGAUCCGAAGCAAUAUUCCGCAUCCGUGGCAGAGAAUGCUAGUAUAGGCGCCAUGGUGCUCCAAGUGUCUGCCACAGACAUGGACGAGGGCGACAAUGGCCGUGUGCGCUAUUCGAUUGUGUCGGGCGACCAAAAUCGUGACUUUAGCAUAAGCGAGGACACUGGAGUAGUAAGAGUUGCCAAAAAUUUAAACUAUGAGCGGAAAGCGCGAUAUAUAUUAACAGUACGUGCCGAGGAUUGUGCACCAAAGGAAAGCGCCAGUGAUAUUGCCGAGCUAAUCAUCAGCAUAAUUGACAUAAAUGAUAAUCGACCCACAUUCUUGGACUCCCCUUACAUUGCCCGCGUCAUGGAGAAUACUUUACCACCCAACGGCGGCUAUUUGCUCACCGUAACUGCUUUCGAUGCCGAUACUCCUCCUCUGAACAACCAAGUAAGAUACUUUCUCAAGGAAGGCAAUGCGGAUCUGUUUCGCAUCAAUGCCUCAACGGGCGACAUUGUCCUACUAGGAACUCUCGAUCGUGAGCUACAGAAUGAGUACAUAUUAACGCUCGUUGCUAUGGACACUGGCUCUCCGCCGCUGUCAAAUACUGGGAUUGUGAGAGUUGAAGUCCAAGAUAUCAACGACAACGGACCUGUUUUCGAGCUCCAAUAUUACCAUGCCUCUAUCCAAGAAAAUCUUCCGGUUGGGUCGUUGGUGCUCAAGCCCGUUGCCACCGACAAGGAUACCGGUCUAAAUGCUAAGCUACGGUUUGAUUUGCUCGGAGAGCACAUGUCGCAUUUCCACAUUGACACUGACACGGGCCAAAUAACUACGGCUGCCGUAUUGGAUCGUGAAAGCAUAGGUGUCUAUCAGCUAACACUUAUGGCUCAGGACAGUUCCAUUACUGAACCGCGCGCAACUUCUGUGAAUCUGACGAUCAAAGUGGGGGAUACAAAUGAUAAUAUGCCAAAGUUUGAGGCCAACAAUUUUAAUAUUAUCGUGCCAAACAAUAUCCGCGCUGGGGAAUUUGUUUUUGGUGCACGAGCCACGGAUUUGGAUGAGGGCGAAAAUGCAAUGGUUGUUUAUAAUAUAAGUGGUAAGGAUCAACACAUUUUCGAAGUGCACCCAUCCACGGGAGUUAUACGUACAAAAAUGGAGCUGGCACAAAAAAAUAAGCCGAACGUUGACAUUAUCUAUAACAUAAUCAUCCAUGCAACGGAUCAAGGAUAUAUGCCUCAAAUCUCGACAGCUGAACUUACGGUGCAACUACGUCCGGUGGAGCUCUUUCCUGUGUUCUCUUACAUGCCUAUCACUCAAUUUAAUUUACCGGAGGAUGUGCAACCUGGAAAAAUGAUUGCCAAAUUGGCAGCCUCAUCACCAAAGAAAGGAUCUGUUGCUAAUAUAAGGUAUAAAUUAGCCGGUGGAAAUAUGGGAAAUACAGCUGUUAUUGAUCCGACUACCGGCGUUUUAAGCGUUGGCCAAGAUGGAUUGGACUAUGAAUUGGCUCAUCAAUAUGAGAUCUGGGUUGCAGCUGCCGACUCGGAUAGACCAAGCCUUCGUACUGUUUCGCAGUUGACCAUUAACGUUACUGAUGCCAACGAUAAUCCUCCAGUUAUGGAGAAGCUUAUCUACAACGCAGAAAUCAUGGAGGAGGAAACACCACCACAACUUAUUGUUGCAGUCAAGGCGAAAGAUAGGGAUUCUGGAGAAAACGGUGAGGUUAGCUACCGAUUAAAAAAUGACUACAACGGCACCUUUGAAAUUGCCGAUUCUGGCGAAAUAUAUACAACCAUGCGCCUAGAUCGUGAAGAAUUGAGUGAUUAUGCGCUUGUUGUGGAAGCCGUGGAUCAAGGUGUGCCCCAGCUGACAGGUACUGCGAGUGUGUUGCUGCAUCUACUAGAUAAAAACGACAAUCCCCCCAAAUUUACACGUUUAUAUUCACUGAACGUAACAGAAAAUGCUGAAAUUGGCAGUUUUGUAAUAUGUGUGACCUCAUCUGACCUAGAUUUGGGCGAAAAUGCAAAUGCCACGUAUUCAUUUAGCGAGAACCCAGGUAAAAAGUUUAAAAUUGACUCGCAGAGCGGCAACAUUACGGUAGCAGGACAAAUUGACCGCGAACAACAGGAUGAAUACAUUCUCAAGGUUGUGGCCUCAGACGGAGCCUGGCGAGCGGAGACUCCAAUCACAAUUACCAUACAGGACCAGAACGAUAAUGCACCUGAGUUUGAACAUAGUUUCUACAGUUUCAAUUUUCCGGAGCUUCAGCAUGCAGUGGCCUUUGUGGGCCAGAUCAUAGCAACCGAUCGGGACAAGCAGGGUCCCAACUCUGUCAUCUCAUACUCGUUACAGUCGCCAUCCCCCAUAUUUAGCGUUGAUCCCGCUACGGGCGAGAUCUUCAGCAAAACACAAAUCCAGUACAAGCACUCACAGUACAUCAGCUCUCCGGAGAACAUGUUCGCACUUACCAUCCUGGCUACAGACAAUGGAAAGCCGCCACUCUAUACAGAAUGUCUGGUAAAUAUUAACAUAGUGGACGCAAAUAAUAACCCUCCGAAGUUUGAGCAUACAGAGUAUCUCUCCCCGUUGCCAGAACAAGCGGGUGCUGGUCAGCGAGUUGUGAGAGUACACGCUAAUGAUGAUUGCGACGUCGGAGUCAACGCGGAGAUUGACUACUCGUUGAUUAGCUCUAAUCUGAGCGCUUACUUUACCAUCAAUAAGCAUGACGGCUGGGUAACAUUGAUUAAACAGAUUAGAGUGCCAGCUAAUUCACGAUUUGAGCUAAACGUAAGGGCUACCGACCGUGGUGUUCCACCACUAUCAGAUCAGACUCGUGUUAUCGUGGUGGUCACGGAUGAAAAUCGACACGCUCCCGAAUUCAACCCACGGAGCUAUCAAGUGAUUGUGCCAGAAAACGAGCCCAUUGGCUCCACGAUUAUCACAGUCUCUGCGACAGACAAAGAUACCGGGCCCAAUGGCAUGCUGCACUACGCUAUUUCAGGCGGCAACGAAAGAAACUAUUUUAAUGUCAAUGAACGUACAGGUGCCAUCAUAAUAAUGCAGUCAUUAGAUUACGAUCUAAUGCAGGAAUACCACUUAAACAUAUCCGUCAAGGAUUUGGGCUACAAGCCUUUGACUGCGUUAGCUAUGCUCACGAUCAUACUAACUGAUGUCAAUGACAAUCCGCCGGUGUUUAAUCAAUCGGAAUAUCACGGCUAUAUUGCAGAAAAUAAACCAGUCGGAACAGCUGUAUUUCAGGCACACGCAACCGAUAAGGAUUCACCAAAAAACGCCAUCAUACACUAUUCAUUUCUGGCUAGGGGCACCGAUCAUCACUUCUUCAGUAUCAAUGUCAGCAAUGGUACAAUAUUAUCCUCCGCCAGUUUUGACUAUGAGGAGCGCCGUAGUUACACGCUGCAUAUUAAAGCAAAAAAUCCAGACUCGAGCAUGGAAAGUUAUGCAGUACUGUAUGUACACGUCUUGGGAGUUAAUGAAUUCUAUCCGCAGUUUGUGCAAUCUGCUUUUCAUUUUGAUGUUUCGGAAACUUCGUCUGUGGGAACUGCAGUGGGAUCGGUGCAGGCCACCGAUAAAGAUAUUGGCGAAGAUGGUAGAAUUUACUAUUUGCUGGUUGGCUCUAGUAAUGAUAAGGGCUUUGGUAUCAAUACAAACACAGGCGUGAUAUAUGUCACCCGUAAUUUGGAUCGCGAGACCCAGAAUCGCGUCGUGCUAAUGGUAAUGGCCAAAAAUUACGGUAGCAUACGGGGAAAUGAUACGGCUGAAGCGCAGGUUACCAUCUCUAUUCAGGACGGAAACGAUCCUCCGGAGUUUGUUAAGCGUUACUACUCUUCAACAAUAUUGGAGUCUGUGCCGCUUGGAACUAUGGUGACAACAGUCAAAGCAAUCGACAAGGAUGUUCGUCCGCAAAACAAUCAGUUCACAUACUCAAUAAUUAACGGAAACAUAAAGCAAAGUUUCAAGAUCGACGCAGAAACCGGAGAGAUCAGCACUGCAGCACUCUUAGACCGAGAGGAUAUUGCGCACUAUAAUCUAGUUAUAGGUGCAAUUGAUACAGGUCUACCACCGCAGACGGGCACUGCUACUGUGCGCAUUGACUUGGACGAUAUCAACGACAAUGGCCCCAUAUUUAGUUCAGAUGGCCUUCUAGGCUAUAUCUCAGAAAACGAGCCUGCAGGCACAUCAAUAAUGACGUUAGCAGCAAGCGAUCCAGACCUGCCGCACAAUGGAGCACCUUUCAGUUACAAGAUUGUGGGUGGCAAGCAUAAAGCUUGGUUUACCAUCGACAAAUACACAGGAUUGGUAAGGUCUACUGCUAGCUACGAUCGCGAAGCAACCCCCAUUCUAGAAGCCAUAAUUGAGGUGGAGGACAGCGGAAGCCCCAAACAACAUUCCCAACAUAAGCUGGUUAUAAAGGUGCUAGAUCAAAAUGACAAUCCAUCUACGCCGCGCACUGUCCAUGUGGCUGUCAGUAUCUUUAAUGGUGAUUUACCCGCGAAUACGAAACUAGCUGAUGUACGCCCAAAUGAUGUUGAUAUUGUGGGAGACUAUCGCUGUCGUUUGCAAGGCAGUGGACAGCUGACAAUAAAGAGCGGCUGUGACCUGUACACAACGUCAUUGACUACGCCAAUGUCAUACCUAUACGACGUAACUGGUAAUGAUGGGAAACAUGGCGAUGUUAGCUCUAAGGUGACCGUGGAUUUCCAGAGCUUCAACAACAAUACACUUGCCAACACUCUGCCCCUCUUAUUACGGAAUAUGUCAGCUACGCAGUUUUUGGCGCAUUAUUACCGUCAAGCCCUAGAGAUGCUCCAAUCACGCUUUGGUCCUGGUGAUGAAAUUCUUCUUUACAGCCUAAUUGAAAUAGACACCAAUAACGCAAGCAAUAUAGAUCUAGAAGCCCUAUUUGUCGUGCGCACUUCCAACCUCACCUACCAUCAACCACAUCAAAUUAUCGAACGUCUUCGUGAAAAGCGCUCUUCUCUGUCCGACCUAUUGCACACGGAUAUAGUAAUAGGAUAUGAACCUUGCAGUACACCUAAUGUUUGCGCUAAUGGCGGGGUCUGCAGUGCUACAAUUCGCCUGCUGGAUACGAGCCACUUCAGCAUAAUCGACAGCCCUACGCUUGUUCUUAGUGGACCGCGCAUCAUUCACGACUACACUUGCCAAUGUGCUAAGGGCUAUGCGGGUGAACAGUGCGCCAGACGGCAGGAUCCCUGUCUACCUAGCCCCUGCCAGGGGCAGGCUCAAUGCCGACGACUGGGUAAUGACUAUCAGUGCGAGUGCCCGGCUAAUCGAGAGGGCAAGGAGUGUCAAAAGGAGCGCAGUGAUGUGUGCUGGAGUAAGCCUUGCCACAAUGGCGGCAGCUGCCAACAUAGCCCAGAUGGAGCCUCAUACUUUUGCCUUUGCCGACCCGGGUAUCGGGGCAGCCAGUGUGAGAGUAUUACCGAUUCGUGUCGACCAAAUCCGUGUCUGCACGGUGGCUUAUGCGUCAGCUUAAAACCAAGCUAUAAAUGCAGUUGUCCAUCAGGUCGCUAUGGGCGUCAUUGUGAACGUUUUAGCUACGGAUUUGAGCCACUAUCCUUCAUGAGCUUCCCCUCUUUGGAUCCAACAACAAACGAUAUUUCUAUAGUGUUUGCUACGAGUAAGCCGACGGCGUUAUUAGUGUAUAACUACGGUUUGCAGAACGGAGGACGCUCAGAUUUUUUGGCCAUUGAGCUGGUGAAGGGUCAAGCGGUUUUCUCUUCGGGAGGCUCACGUACUGCCAUUAGCACAGUUGUGGCAGGACUCAAUCUCGCCGAUGGUAGCUGGCACAAAGUAACAGCCACCCGAAAUGGUCGCGUCAUGUCGCUGAGCAUCGCCAAAUGUACGGAAUCUGGUGAAGUGUGCUCGGAAUGCAUUCCCGGCGACUCCAGCUGUUAUGCGGACGAUGUUGUUCCCAUGGGCACACUUAACUUCAACAAACAGCCUCUGUUUAUUGGAGGCUUACAAUCAGCAGAUCCAAUACUCGAGCGUCCGGGUCAAAUUCACAGUGACGAUCUUGUUGGGUGCGUUCACAGUGUUUCGAUCAAUGGACGCGCUUUGAAUUUGAGCUCACCAAUACAGCAGCAUGGCAUUUUACCAGGCUGCAAUAGACAGGCCUGCCAGCCAGCUCUGGCAGCGGAACGCUGCAGUAGCUAUGCGGGCCAGUGCAUUGAUCGCUGGUCAACCUCGCUGUGUCAGUGUGGUGGUGAGCUACUCUCUCCUGACUGUGGUAACUCACUGGAGCCUGUCAAAAUAAGCAGUGGUGGUUUCCUGGAAUUCAAAAUUUCUGAACAAUAUCGACGCAUGCAGCUUCUGGACAAUCUGUACAACGAAAACAAUGCGUGGUCAAACUUUGGCAGUCGCACAAAGCGUCUGUCAUCGUAUAACGCGAGUGCUGUAACGACAUCCUUCUAUGACCCUCCCAAGGUCUUGAGUUUUCUCUUUCGCACAUACAAGUCACACGGAUUGAUAUUUUAUGCUGCAACUAAUCAGAUGUACACUUCAUUGUCCCUGUUGAAUGGCAAACUGGUUUACUAUUCAAAGCAGCACCUGUCCAUCAACAUGACUGUGCCAGAGCCAGCAGCGUUAAAUGAUGGCAAAUGGCACAACGUUAGUCUCCGCAGCCAGAGUCACAUCCUCCACCUGCUUAUUGAUGGACACCAAGUGGGCGAGGAGUUGGACGUAGCGGGCGUGCAUGACUUCCUAGAUCCGUAUCUUUCUACGCUUUGUGUGGGCGGUGCCUCUAACGUUUUGAUAAAUGAAGAACAUUUUACGGGCUGCAUAGCCAAUUUCUCCAUCAAUAAUGAAUUGCAGCCGCUUAAUGGCUCAGGCAGCAUAUUUCACGAAGUUAAACAACAUGGAAUUGUGGAACUUGGCUGCAAAGGGACAGAUAUUGGUGUCGAUGCUGCCCAAGUAGCUGAUCCAUUGAGCAUAGGCAUAACACUGGUUAUUGUGUUUUUCGUCAUACUCGUAGUAGCUAUAUUCGGCUCAUAUGUUAUUUAUCGCUUUCGGGGAAAACAGGAAAAGAUUGGUAGCCUCAGCUGCGGUGUACCAGGAUUUAAAAUAAAGCACCCACCCGCCCCAGCUACUCAAAGCCAAACAGCCGACCACGUCAUUUCCCGUAGUAUACAUGCGAGUGACUCUCCAGCACCAAUCGUAUGCAACAAUGAUCACAUGCGCCCGCCUGGUCAUCAUUUGGCCGGACCAGAGCUUAUUACAAAGAAGUUCAAAGAACGCAGUGAACUACCACCCACCGCCGACCAUCCGCAGCCACAGCAACGUCCCCAACGCCCAGACAUCAUUGAACGCGAGGUGGUCGGCAAGAGUCCACCAAUUAGAGAGGAACAUCAUCUUUCUAUACCACCACCAAACCCACUGCACCCCCUCGACCAUGGAAGCUCUGUGGAUUUGGGCUCCGAGUAUCCGGAACACUACGAUUUAGAAAACGCCAGCUCAAUUGCGCCGUCCGAUAUUGAUAUCGUUUACCAUUACAAGGGGUACCGCGAGGCGGGGGGCAUGCGUAAGUAUAAAGCAACCACGCCCCCCGUAGCGUCCUAUACACACCACAAACACCAGAGCACAGCAGCCCAACAGCAGCAUCGACAUUCACCGCGCCACGCUGUCAACGCCCCAUUUGUACCACGUGUACCCAAUCAAAACAACCAACCACCCCCAUCAACAAGUGCGUCUCGCACCCACCAGACUACCCCACUGGCACGCCUAUCGCCCAGCUCCGAGUUAAGCUCUCAACAACCCAGGAUUCUAACCCUGCAUGAUAUCUCGGGCAAACCGUUGCAGAGUGCUCUUCUGGCAACCACAUCUAGCUCUGGUGGCGUUGGCAAGGAUGCGCUCCACAGCAACAGCGAACGUAGCCUAAAUAGUCCUGUGAUGUCGCAACUGUCCGGUCAGAGUUCCAGUGCCAGUCGUCAAAAGCCUGUGGCACCGCCUAAAGCACCAACACAGACAUCAAUGGGUCUCACGGCAGAGGAAAUUGAGAGACUCAAUGCUCGGCCUAGAACUUGCAGCCUAGUUUCGACCCUUGAUUUGUCAUCAAGCAGUGAAGCGCCGACGCCUCGAGUUCCAGGUGGUGCACUUCACCUGUCUCUUGGCGGAGAUGUGGAUGCGCAUAGUUCAACCUCGACAGAUGAGAGUGGCAACGAUAGCUUUACUUGCUCUGAGAUCGAGUAUGACAACAAUAGUUUAAGCGGCGAUGGCAAAUACUCUACCAGCAAAAGCAUGCUCGAUAGUCGUAGUCCUGUGGCGCGUGCAAUCAGCGGGGAACCAAGCAGGAACCAAAAUGUGUCCAAAACUCCGCCCAUACCACCGCACGCCUAUGACGGAUUUGAGUCAUCUUUUCGCGGCUCGCUCAGUACACUUGUUGCCAGCGACGACGAUCUAGCGAACCACCUGAGCGGCAUUUACCGCAAAGCAAAUGGGAACGCUUCGCCAUCUGCAACCACAUUGGGUUGGGAGUAUUUGCUAAACUGGGGACCAAGCUAUGAGAAUCUAAUGGGCGUAUUCAAGGACAUAGCAGAACUGCCAGACACGACAAGCCCGCUGCAACAGCAACAGCAGCCCACCCAGACAGUGUCGACUUUACGUAUACCCAAUGUACAAAAAGCACCAGAGGAGUAUGUGUGAAAUACUCAGGACCGAGUAUGUAUAUUAAGCGUAAGACUUUAACCCUU
Messenger RNA from Drosophila novamexicana, 15704 nucleotides. It is a transcript of the gene ft, whose product is annotated as cadherin-related tumor suppressor. The coding region runs from base 1 to 15657 and encodes 5218 amino acids. Gene Ontology annotation, cellular component: plasma membrane. Gene Ontology annotation, molecular function: calcium ion binding. The record is from RefSeq and is a predicted model, not a curated record. The transcript is spliced from 10 exons. Gene Ontology annotation, biological process: homophilic cell-cell adhesion. Lineage: Eukaryota; Metazoa; Arthropoda; Insecta; Diptera; Drosophilidae.